UGCGCCGAAGAAUACGUGGACGUCCAAUUGAAGUCUCUUGGCGGGGCGGUGCGCGGGCGCUCAACUUACACGGGAGCGGUCUACACGUUCUUCGGCAUCCCGUACGGUGGCGACACAAGCGGCGGCAACCGCUUCCGGCUGCCCAAUAACAAGACAAAUUUCGGUGGUGGCCAGGUCUUCCACGCUUACCAGCAUGGACCAUGGUGCCCGCAAGACGUGGCCACAUUGCAGAAUUCUAGCGAGGACUGUCUCACCCUGUCAAUUUGGGCCCCCGAUACAGUGCAACCCGACUGCAACUUCGUUUGUUGUCCUGGUGGUGCUGUCUUCGGAUUGGUUUCAGAGAGGUCACGCCAAACAGAACGAGGCAAUGUGGGAGGCACUGGCAGUGUCCGGCCGCCUAAUCGUUGUCUUCAUCCAUCACCGACUGGGAGUGCUUGGGUUCUUGGACGCGGGAACCAAGGACAGCCCUGGAAACCAAGGUAUCGUAGAUGCAUUUCUAGCGCUGGACUGGAUCAUGGAUAACAUCGAAGCAUUCAACGGAGACCCCACCUCUCUCGUUGGCUUCGGCCAUGGUUCCGGCUCUUACAUUGCGUCUCUGGACCUGUACGCCGCGACAUUGCGCAGGAGACGCUUCUUUAAGCGCCUCAUUCUUCUCGGCCUCUCACCGGCGUCCCUGCUGCCUCGAGGUGGAGCUGCUGCACUCGGUCCGCUUGCGCAGGGGCUCCAGUGCCACAAGGGAAACGAUAUCGGCGCGAGCAUCUCGUGUCUUAGGGGCGUUCCGCUGGCGAAGAUUUACGCGGAGACGGCCAAGGAGGCGCCCCUAACGUUCAUGCCAAGUUGCGGCAAGCCUCCUGUUGGGGAUUGCCAGGACUCGUUCUCGGAAUUUCCACCUGAAUUUCUCCACAAGGAGAUGCUCUGCGGGUAUGACAAGGAGGAAGGCUAUAAACUCUUUGACCAAUUUGUUCUGCAGGAGCCGCCCACUUCGAAAGACCCUUCGACAGUGUUUGGCUUGCUGCAGAAAUUUUUCACCCGACAGCAACCGAGGCACACGUUUGGUAGCCUGUCACCUGAUACACAGAUGGCACUCAACCAAUCUGACCUGCAGGCAUUCAGGGACUUGGUCGUCGAUAUGGUUCUUCGAUGCCCUCUUCUGGGACUUGCCCGCGCAGCAGUUCUCAGAGGCUCACGUGUGUACCUCUACGCAUCGGAUGGGCCAAACAUUGUUUUCGAGCCAGCACUCACGAAGGCGGACAUCAUAGAUUUUGCAAAAACCGGGUGA
Molecule: messenger RNA, 1279 nt
Organism: Dermacentor silvarum
Lineage: Eukaryota; Metazoa; Arthropoda; Arachnida; Ixodida; Ixodidae
Product: acetylcholinesterase-like
Exons: 2
Coding region: 194-1279 (361 amino acids)
Biological process (GO): choline metabolic process; acetylcholine catabolic process
Cellular component (GO): plasma membrane
Molecular function (GO): acetylcholinesterase activity
Source: RefSeq, a predicted model, not a curated record